GGGGAGGCGGGGCCGAGACGUGGCACACGCCGCGCGGGGCCGUGCGCGCGGGCUCGGCCAAUCGGCGUCGGCGGCGUGCGCCUGCGCGUUGGGGCGUUCUGCCGCGCGGCGCCGCGCUCCGCUCCGGCUCCGGUUCCGGCUGCUGCUGGUGCGGCCGCGCUGCGCGUCCCCAUGGCGGCGGCGGGCCCGGCCUCGGCCGGCGGCGGCCGCUGGGAGGUGGUGCGGAAGGGCCGGCGGCCCGCGGGCGGCCCCGGCAGCCGCCGCGCUCUGGGCGAGGCCAACGCCGGCCGCGCGCUGCCUCUGGCCGCUCCAAUUGCUACCUCAGACACUCUCUUUGAGCUGGGGUUUGAGAAAACAAUGAAGAAGCAGAACAAAGAGCAGGUCCCUCCCGCUUCUGCACCUGAGCAGCAGCACAGGAAGCAUAACGCGGGGAAGAGCGCGAAGAAGUCGUCGGCUAGCGACGCCGGGCUCAAGCAAGGCAGAUUCCGCACGCUGGAGGAAGCGCUGAAAGCACUUGAUCUGGCAGAUCUUCAGAAGGAGCUGGAUAAAAGCCAGAGCAUGUUUCCCGAGAACCCAUCUGUCUGGGUUAAAGACCUGGCCGGCUGCCUCAACUAUAAGCUGCAGGCUCCCAAGAGCGAUCCCAUGCUCAGUCAGCACGCUCACGAUUAUCCUUACUGCCUCGUGAACAAAGAGCUGAAGAAUAUCAUCAAAUCCCUGCUGGGAAGAUCUUCCAGCGUGCUGGAGCUCUUCUUCGAUCACUGUAUUUAUACGAUGCUACAGGAGUUGGACAAAACUCCAGGGGAGUCUUUGCACGGUUACAGGAUCUGCAUUCAGGCAGUGCUGCUGGACCGGCCUAAAAUUGCAACGAUGAACUUGGGCAAGUACUUGGAGGUGUUGCGGUCCCACCAGAAUAGGCCAACGAAAUGCCUUACCAUCCUGUGGGCUCUGGGACAAGCUGGAUUCACGGACCUCACCGAAGGCCUGAAAGUGUGGCUCGGCGUUAUGCUCCCGGUGCUCGGGAUCAAGUCUCUCUCCCCGUAUGCUGUUGCCUACCUGGACCGACUGCUGAUGAUGCACCCAAAUCUGACCAAAGGGUUUGGUAUGAUUGGACCCAAGGACUUUUUCCCCCUCUUGGACUUUGCCUUCAUGCCCAACAACUCGUUGUCGCCCAGCCUGCAGGAGCAGUUACGGCAGCUCUAUCCUCGGCUGAAGGUACUGGCGUUUGGCGCUAAGCCGGAGGCAACGCUGCACACCUACUUCCCGUCCUUCCUUUCCCGAGCCACGCCAAGCUGUCCUCCUGACAUGAAGAAAGAGCUUCUGAACUCCAUGAGCCAGUGCCUGAGCGUGGACGCUUUGAGCUUCAGCGUCUGGAGGCAGCUGUACACCAAGCACCUCUCUCAGUCCAGUCUGCUUCUGAACCAUCUGCUGGAGUCCUGGGACAGCGGCAGCAAGAAGGUGCGACAGUCUCUGCAGGAAACAGUUCGUUCAUUCAAAGUGACUAACGAGGAGCUUGCUGCAAGAGGGCCAAACUGCGACCAGGAUGUAGCAGCCUGUGACGCCGCUUGCAAGAACCUGCUGCUCAAGAUGAAGGGCCGUGGCUUCCCCUGGUCUCGGCUGCUGCUUGUAAUCCUGGUCUUUGCAGCUGGCUUCCUAAUGCACGAUAUCCGGACGCAAGGGUCUUUCCAGGCCUCCUCCUCUGCUCGCAUACUUCGUUCUUCUGGCAUCCUGUCUGUCUCGCAGCAAGCCUGGCAUAAAGUCUCCCACUACUCCCUUGAAGGAUACAGGUGGUUGGAGAGGAACGUGCCUGUUUAUUACUCGCAAGUGGUAACCGUGUUGGAACCAAAUCUGAAGCUGCUUUGGGCAAAGACCAGCGAGACGGCUCUAUAUGUUUCUGGGAAGUGUUCCUCUCAGCUGUCUUGGAUCAAAGACAACCUGCCCUGGUUCAUUGAGUGGCUCCAGUCCCGGGUCCCAGAUUCCAUGCUGCACUUCGUGGAGUGUGUCAGAGAGCUGUUGCUCUUCCUCGUACGGAGCUGCCUGCUGCCGUUGCUGGAAUACGUAGCCGCAGCGCUGGAGCGGGGCUGGAAGCACUGUGUGGACUCCUGCAAUGGAGAAGUGUCGUGGGACUGCAUGAGAGAACAUCUGACAAGCUUUACCUAUUCCUCUUGGAUUUAUCUGCAAAACACAACCAUAGCCGUCAAAAACUGGGCCUUGGCUAUGAUUUCUGGACACUAAUCUGCUUUCUGGAGAAGCGGGGACGUGGUCAAGCCACUUGCUGAUGUUCCAGUGAUGGAGGAGUGUCUCAGCUGUGCAUUUCCAGUGCGGCUUGCACUGCUGUGGGGUAGAGAGGUGACAAAGGAGACGCACGCGGGGAUUUCAGGCUGGACUCAGGGCUCGCAGGGGAGGCUUUUACCUGGAAGAUGACAUGCCUGGGUUUUAUGCACCCUGUGAAUUAGCUUUGGCUUUUCCUGUCCCACUUUCCUGUCUCUAGGUCUUAAUUGGGUAAGUGAUCUGCUUACUGUUGUGUGCUUUGCUGUCUGCAAGCGAGUCUGCCCUGCUGCCCUGACACAUCAAUCAAUCAGGUGUGGAUACCCGGACGUCCCUUAUCAGCCUGCGCAAGGCUUGCACAGACUCUGCCCUUUCUCCCUCCACGUUGCUGAGGCAGCUGGUGGGGAGCUAGUGCCCUGGGUAAAUGAACCAGACUGAUUUUCCUUUUAA
This is a messenger RNA of Dromaius novaehollandiae (emu), 2715 nucleotides long. RefSeq names its product transmembrane protein 214 (gene TMEM214). The coding region runs from base 172 to 2232 and encodes 686 amino acids. NCBI's taxonomy places the organism in Eukaryota, Metazoa, Chordata, Aves, Casuariiformes, Dromaiidae. The transcript has 17 exons. Gene Ontology annotation, cellular component: Golgi apparatus; endoplasmic reticulum. The record is from RefSeq and is a predicted model, not a curated record.